AUAUGGAGCAUCACUACCAAAAACAAACUCAAAAUGUUCAAUCGUACGUUCGUUUUUCUGUUCUUCUGCAACUGCAUUUUCCAAUUAGUGCGAAGCUACGAGGACACUCCAAAUUUUUUCCUGUCAGCCAAGAACGUCCCUAGAAUUGGCAGGAACACCAAAGGCAACUCAGAUUUCGAAAAAUUCUUCCUCAAGGCUUCAAAAUCUGUCCCGAGGAUCGGAAGGCGAAAUGACAAUUCAAUUCAACAUGAUGACUAUGCUAAAAAUAUGGUUCAAAAAAAUUACAAGUACCCAGCUUGGUCCGAAUUGGCAGAAAAAUUCGAAUAUGAACCUGAAUUGUUUUCCAACCCAGCCUACUUGGAGCAACUGGAAGAAAUGCUAGGAGAUGAUCCCAACGUGUACGAGGUUGACAAAGUGAGGAUGAAGAGGGAGGUUCCUGGAAGAUUCGCAAUGAAGCAAAAUGGCGCCUAAUAAUAUGGGGCAGAAAUCGAGAAAGGCAUUUUUGAGUAUGUAAUAGAUGUAGUUUUAGGUAUACGAGUUCCUUAGGUUAUUUGUGGAAGUUACCAUAUUGCUUCGGUGCAGUUGCUGAUGACUAUACCGUAUUUUGUGUCUACUAUGUGUAUUAUUAAACAAAUUGCAAUU
Molecule: messenger RNA, 642 nt
Organism: Leptinotarsa decemlineata (Colorado potato beetle)
Lineage: Eukaryota; Metazoa; Arthropoda; Insecta; Coleoptera; Chrysomelidae
Source: RefSeq, a predicted model, not a curated record